Molecule: messenger RNA, 1593 nt
Organism: Panicum virgatum (switchgrass)
Lineage: Eukaryota; Viridiplantae; Streptophyta; Magnoliopsida; Poales; Poaceae
Product: 1-aminocyclopropane-1-carboxylate oxidase homolog 1-like
Exons: 1
Coding region: 26-1156 (376 amino acids)
Source: RefSeq, a predicted model, not a curated record
AGCAGUACCAACCACCAACCGAAUAAUGGAGCACUCCGACUCCGGCGGCCGCCUCAGCCAGCUCAAGGCCUUCGACGAUACCAAGGCCGGCGUCAAGGGCCUCGUCGACGCGGGCAUCGCCACCGUCCCGCCUAUCUUCCGCCACCCGCCCGACCCCCACGCCGCCUCCGCCUCCGCCACCACCACAUUAGAUGCAGAUGCAAUCCCGGUCGUCGACCUCGGCCGCCCUGACCCUGACCAGCUGGUGGGCCUGCUCAGGGCGGCCGCCGAGACCGUUGGCUUCUUCCAGGUCGUCAACCACGGCGUGCCCGCCGAGCUCCUCGCCGAGACGCUGGCGGCGGUGAGGAGCUUCAACGAGGAGCCCGCGGAGGCGAGGAGGCCCUACUACACCAGGGACCCCGCCAGGCGCGUCAGGUACCACAGCAACUUCGACCUCUUCCAGUCGCCGGCGGCCAACUGGCGCGACACGCUCUUCCUGGAGAUGCCCGCGCCGCCGGAGGAGAUGCCGCCGCCGUGCAGGGCCGUCGUGCCCGAAUACACCAGGCAGCUGCGGGGGCUGGGCGCCCGCCUGCUGGAGCUGCUGUCGGAGGCCCUGGGCCUCCACGCGGGCUACCUGGAGCGCGACGCCGGCUGCCUCGACGGCAUGGUGCUCGCCUGCCACUACUACCCGCCCUGCCCGGAGCCGCACCUCACCAUGGGCACCACCAGGCACUCGGACCCCAGCUUCCUGACGGUGCUCCUGCAGGACGGCGCCGGCGGCCUGCAGGUCCUCCAUGCCGGCCGCUGGGCGGAUGUGCCGCCGCGGCCCGGCGCGCUGGUCGUCAACGUCGGCGACCUGCUGCAGCUCAUCUCCAACGACAGGUUCAAGAGCGUGGAGCACCGGGUGGUGGCCAUGAGCCCGGCCGCCGCGCGGGUCUCGGUGGCCUGCUUCUUCAGGACGACCGGCGCCGCGGCGUCCACCAGGGCGUACGGGCCCAUCGCCGUCGCCACUGAUGAGAACGAGCCUCCGCUGCCGCGGUACCGGAGCGUCACGGUGGCGGAGUUCCUCGCCCACUACAGGGACAAGGGCCUCGACGGCCGAUCGGCGCUGGGCCGCUUCAGCCUGCUGCCCUCACCAUCUUCAGGCCCAUCGUCUAAUUGCAAGCAAACAAAUUAAAACAACAAGGAAUUGCUAGCUAGCUAGCUCUUCCCAACAAUCAAUCGAUCCAGCCGCGCUCACAAGGCACCUGAUCGAAACCUACAAUUAAUCAACAAGCUACAAAUAUAAGCCUUUUUUUAAAAAAACAAGAACCGGUAGGAGAGCUGCCUGUUGCGUUGUAUUAAAAAGGAAGAGCAAAGUUCAGAUUAUAAAACUGGAAUAAACAAAAAAAAACUUUACACUUUACAUAGAGAGUCCGCAUUCGAACUCUCUAGAAGAAACUCAAGCUCCACUCAUUAGGCACGCUAGAUGUUUCAUCCCGGCCAAAAUUCAAGCCACAGCUCUCCCUUAAUCUUCUCUGGCAAUGCAAAGAAGGCGCUUCUCACAAAUAUAUAUGUUAGUGUAUAUUGAGCCCAUGUAUAGGUGCCCAUCUAGAGGCUCAUGUAUAGCUACUA